This is a messenger RNA of Trichophyton benhamiae CBS 112371, 1272 nucleotides long. RefSeq lists its product as uncharacterized. Lineage: Eukaryota; Fungi; Ascomycota; Eurotiomycetes; Onygenales; Arthrodermataceae. The transcript has a single exon. The record is from RefSeq and is a predicted model, not a curated record. The coding region runs from base 1 to 1272 and encodes 423 amino acids.
AUGCACGGGGUCAAUGGGAAGGCCGAGCUAACUAUAUCACCUAUAGGCGCUCAAGAAGAUGUCAUCGCAGUAUGCGAUGAGCAGCCCCUUCCGGUUGCUCCUAUGAAGCUGGUUCUUUACGACGACAUCCCCAGUAGUCCUCGUCGUGCCGAUUCACGGGCUUCGUUGCUGCCAAAUCUAGUUACCGAAACCAGAAGUCUAGCUUCUAGAGCGUCUAACAGAGCGAGCCUCUUAGUCAAGCACAAGAAAAGAUCAAAAACCACCCCCGUCCGCAAAUUAAAGAUCAGUGGUCCGACAGAUUUUCGUCAUCUCACUGCUGGAAGCACCCCUACUCCUAGACGCCGCCGUCGAUCCUUUCGACCUCUAGAAUUGAGCAUCUAUGUUGAAGGGAACCAAUUGCCAGAUCUGCCGGCAUUUGACACUUUUGGUCUUGAUGACUUCGAUCUAGAAGGCUUUGGCCAGGCUAGCUCUCGGUCUACGGGCACAACUACAGACUCAACCACAGACCCAAUCUUAGCCCCACCGCCAAAGGCUGUUUGUAUGCCAGAUCAGAAAGAUGACCGCCGACGCUCAGAGUCAACUUCAUCUCCAUUCGCAGUUGCUCGUAAACCAAUAGGCACAUCUUCCGCUAGAAACUCACUAUUUAUCGAAGUUCACGACCGCCGUCAUACGAUACCAGACCCAGAAAAGCUGCAGGAGAUACAGAAUGCCAUAUCUCCUCCCCGAAGGAGCAGUGAAACGUUGAACGGCUACCCGCUCUCAUCGCUUGAAGACCUUACCGACCUGAAGCAGACAGAAUCAGAAAUUACUCCAUCUUCUGUCAGCCCAAGUAAAGGCCGUAACAGCUCAAGUGUACCAAUACCAACACACUACCCUACUCGUUCUCGUACCAUUGCAGAAUGGUUUGCUGCCAAGUCCCACCAAGGUCGCCCACCCUCAAGCUUCCGUUUCGAUACCUCGCAUGCAAGAGCACGUACACUCAGUGGUUCAACGAUGGUCUCAUUAGCCAAUGCAUCCACCGCAGGAUACUCAUCACGAAAUCCUUCGCUCUCGAGCUCGGUGAUGAUGGGAACUACCACACAGUCACCUCUCAGCUUUCACGCAUUAACAGAGAAGGACUAUGAAAUCUGUGAUAUAGCAAUGGGCUACAAAACUUCAUCCCAGGAAGCCUGUUCUACACCUAAUGAAAAGCGUGAAUCCCAAACACUCACCGGUAAAGACCCGUACUACGAAAUACCCCUUGGCCCAAAUGAUAUCGGAGUUGCAUACUGA